Molecule: messenger RNA, 3121 nt
Organism: Saccostrea cuccullata (small rock oyster)
Lineage: Eukaryota; Metazoa; Mollusca; Bivalvia; Ostreida; Ostreidae
Product: collagen alpha-3(VI) chain-like
Exons: 12
Coding region: 1-3084 (1027 amino acids)
Source: RefSeq, a predicted model, not a curated record
AUGUUUUUAGUUCACAGAAGCCGGACAAAGAAAACUAAGAAAAAAAAACCUACUUUGGGGUUCAGAUCAGAUUGUUAUACACUUUCUGAAGGAUCUUCAACGACCAUAGGUUGCUCUUCGAGUCAAUACAUCGCCUUCUCGGGGACUUGGUCUUGUGAUUCCUGUUCUGGUAGCGCGUCUGUGACCUCUAGAAUGAACUCUCAGUGUGGGUACGGCACCUCCUGUACGAUACAAGCCAGCAACACCUGGCUUGGUGGAGACCCGUGCUCAGGGUGUGGUAAAACACUGAUCUAUUACUACAGCUGCUCAUCAAUUUGGGGGAAUUGGCAGUCAUGGUCGUCAUGUCCAGCUGAUUGCAUUUCACAAAACUUACAGAGGACCAGACAGUGUCUAAGGCCUUUAGGGAGCUGCUGGGGGACUACUCCUACACAAACCAUACCUUGCCUCCUGGACGGCUGCGCAUCAUCCACAGAAAUCAGCAAAACUACACCAGACGACCAAACUUACGUUAGUUUGACGUCCAACUGUUUGGUAGCCAUGGGGAGGACAUAUCUGAAAUUCAGAGCAAGAGCAAACAAUGACAUACACAUUGCCAUCGGUACUGCCGAUUGUGAUAACUGUGGUUCACAUUAUGAAAUCAUUUUUGGGGGAUGGGCAAAUACCAAAUCUGUCAUCAGGUAUGGUAUAGAUGGUACAGAAUGUGACUCGCACACGCUGAAUAUUCUGGACCAAACCUUCUUUGAUGAGUUUUGGAUUUCAUGGUCCGGAGAUAUCCGUGCGGGCAACGGUAAGACAGUCGGCAGUUAUAUGAUCUUGAGCUGUACGCCGUCCUCUCCCUUCGGAGCCAAUUAUAUUUUGAUCAAGACAGGAUGGGGUUCAGGCGGCGAAUGGAGAUUUCCAGACGAUGUUUCUUGCAUACAGGGGAAAAACGGUAAUGUUGACAUCACUGCUGACAAGACUGGCUGCUAUGAAAACAGCACAUACGCAUGUGCGUCCGGAUACAAACAAACUGCAGGAAACACUCAACGUACUUGUGGGUUUGGACAGAUUUGGUCUGGAUACCCAUUGGUUUGUUCAGUUUCAACUUGCACAAUCGACAUUUUAUUCAUCAUAGAGGCUUCCUCACACACCUCCUCCAUUUACUCAGCAUUAGUAUCGGCCAUUGGCGAUUUGGCGGGAAUGCUGAAAAUUUCAACGAGUGAUAUACAAGUUGGGGUUAUAACCUAUGACGAUACAGUGGACCAGAAUAUUAAGUUUAACUCUCAUUCUUAUGCAUCUUCGCUGGACAGUGCUAUUACGUCAUUAACAAUAUCAAAUGCUUCUUCCUCUGUGGACCUGGCCGAAGCUUUACGUGUCGGAUUUUACGAGUUCUUUACAUUGGCAAAUGGAAACAGAUUUGAAGCUUACAGACAUUUUGUUCUUAUCUCUAAAACACAUUCUCCAAACGGUUUAGUUGUGGCAAAUGCUAUUCAACAAAUCUCAAAGAAUCAAGUUUUUACAAUUGGCAUUAAUCCUUCCUCAACUUUGAUCACCGAACUUAAGGCGAUUGCUGGAGAUGACAGCAGAUACUGGCAAGUGAGCUCCCCUUCAGAUCUAUAUCCGAAAUUCAAUGAUAUUCUACAGAAAAUCGCUGUUUGUCCAACAACACCUCUCCCCGAUCCCGUCACAGUAGGCUGCAAACUGGACAUUGCAUUUAUAAUUGAACGCUAUAACAUGCGUUUUUCAAAAACGUUUUUGGCUGGAUUAAUGGAGGAUAUUCCAAUAUCUUCUGAUGGGGUAAGAGUGGGGUUUGUCACAUAUGAUUCCGUGGCAUCAAAAGAGUUUGGGCUUAUGACUUAUACAACCUCUGAAUCUGCAAGGGGAGCAAUCGAAAAUGUGCCUGUCAGAACUAGCUCUGAUCUCUUUGUAUACCAAGGAUUAAUUACAGCUCGGGACAGCGUGUUUACUGCCCUUGAUGAUCGUGAGGAUGCCAAUAACCAUUACGUUUUUGUUGUGGGACCAUUUUACAGUGAAACAGCUGCUGUGUCGCGCGAAAUCAGGGCCAGUGGGAAUAAUUUUGUGUUUGCAGCUCAUAUCGGUUCAUCUUUUCAAUCCGAAUACAAGGAAUCUGUUGAUUCUUGUGGUAACUACACAAGAUAUACAAAUGCCGAUUCAUAUGAUAACCUGAUGACCAUCAGACAACAGUUUAUAGAGAAAAUCACUUCAUGUGAAGCAAGCAUUGGAAGAACUCAAGAUUGCAAAAUCGACGUAGCUUUCAUAAUUGAUGAUACAGACACAAUCAGCGCUUCUAUGUUCCAGGAAAUGAAAACCUUCAUUGUCAGUCUUGUCAACAAAAUGGUUAUUGGCGACAAUGCGAUAAAAGUAGGGGUUGUGACGUAUGGUGACGGAGCCGCAACCGCUUUUCCGCUGAAGCAGUAUUCAACUGCUUCAGACCUGAUGAGUGCUACCAAAAACAUUGCCCAAAGAAACCCGGCCUAUAGUAGAACUCAGCGCUGUGUAGAGAAGGCCAUUACAUACACACAACAGGACUUCUUUACCACGGGGAAUGGAGAUCGUGCUGACGCAACGAACUAUUUUGUCGUACUUACGUACGGGGGAACUUGUGGAUCCAAUUUUACAGAAUAUAUAUCAGUAUUACAGUGCAAUACCUCGAUCGAUAUUUUUGUAUUUGGUGUUAAUAUUACUUCCAUUGACGACGCAGACUAUCAGGGAGCCGUCAGCCAAGGAAGAUACAAGAAGGCUACCAGUUUCAUCGCCCAUCAAUGUGACAGUACCGUGUUCACCACCAUCACUCAAUGUCAAGGACCGACCUCUACCCCUACCACUUGUACAACCGCUACUUCCACCACAGAUUUAUCAACUACAGUUAAUACUGUUGCUAAUACAGAUAUAACUACCGAUUCAUCUACUACCCAUGCUGCUAAUAGCACGUUUGACGAGAAGAAACGUGGGUCUGUUGUGAAUUGGACAAUUAUCAUCAUCGUCAUCCAAAUCAUAGUUCUGGUUCUAGGAACCGCAAUAUUUGCAUUUUUGUGUAAAAGAUGCAAUAAAGGUAAAUUAGUGCCUUUAAUUUACUUUAUUUAGAAUGUAAGGUAAAAAGUUGAGUGCCUGCAUUCAUUGA